This is a messenger RNA of Loxodonta africana (African savanna elephant), 3522 nucleotides long. It is a transcript of the gene CD276, whose product is annotated as CD276 molecule. The transcript is spliced from 10 exons. Gene Ontology annotation, molecular function: signaling receptor binding. Gene Ontology annotation, cellular component: external side of plasma membrane. NCBI's taxonomy places the organism in Eukaryota, Metazoa, Chordata, Mammalia, Proboscidea, Elephantidae. The coding region runs from base 311 to 1921 and encodes 536 amino acids. The record is from RefSeq and is a predicted model, not a curated record. Gene Ontology annotation, biological process: T cell receptor signaling pathway; regulation of cytokine production.
ACAGAUCUGUCACCGUGUCUCUGAUGAUUCUGAAAAGCUUCACGAAGCCGCUGCCUGGGGCCAGGAGGGAAACAGAGCCUCCAGGGCCCUGCAGAGGGAAACAGCAGAGGUUAACAGACCACUGGCCAUUGGGGGCGAGGGCUCACUCAGCUUGGCCCUGGCGGGGACAAUUGAGGGGCUUCCACAGGCAGAAGUGGGCACGGAAGGGACCGACUCUGAGAAGGACGGAUACGGACAGCUGGCUGGAGAGGAGGGGGCAGGGGCAGCCUUCCACCACGGAGAUCCCAGCUGUCAGCUGCCACGCGGGAAGAUGCGGCAUCAGCAGGGCAGCCCUGGCGUGGGUGUGCGUGUGGCCACAGCCCUGGGAGUGCUCUGGCUCUGCCUCACAGGCGCCCUAAAGGUCCAGGUCCCCGAAGACCCUGUGGUGGCCCUGGUGGGGACCGACACCACUCUGCGCUGCUCCUUCUCACCCGAGCCCGACUUCAGCCUGGCGCAGCUCAACCUCCUCUGGCAGCUGACAGACACCAAACAGCCGGUGCACAGCUUCACUGAGGGCCGCGACCAGGGCAGUGCCUAUGCCAACCGCACGGCCCUCUUCCUGGACCUGCUGGCGCAGGGCAACGCGUCCCUGAGGCUGCGGCGCGUGCGCGUGGCAGAUGAGGGCAGCUUCACCUGCUUCGUGAGCAUCCGGGACUUUGGCAGUGCCGCGGUCAGCCUGCAGGUGGCAGCCCGCUACUCGAAGCCCAGUAUGACCCUGGAGCCCAACAAGGACCUGCGGCCUGGAGACACGGUGACCAUCACGUGCUCCAGCUACCGGGGCUACCCUGAGGCCGAGGUGUUCUGGCAGGAUGGGCAGGGCGCGCCCUUGACCCACAACGUGACCACGUCGCAGAUGGCCAAUGAGCAGGGCCUGUUUGAUGUGCGCAGCGUGCUGAGGGUGGUGCUGAGCGCCAAUGGCACCUACAGCUGCCUGGUGCGCAACCCCGUGCUGCAGCAGGACGCCCACGGCUCCGUCACCAUCGCGCCCCACAGGAACCCCACAGGCGCGGUAGAGGUCCAGGUCCCCGAAGACCCUGUGGUGGCCCUGGUGGGCACCGACACCACCCUGCGCUGCUCCUUCUCACCCGAGCCCGACUUCAGCCUGGCGCAGCUCAACCUCAUCUGGCAGCUGACAGACACCAAACAGCUGGUGCACAGCUUCACUGAGGGCCGCGACCAGGGCAGUGCCUAUGCCAACCGCACCGCGCUCUUCCCGGACCUGCUGGCGCAGGGCAACGCGUCCCUGAGGCUGCGGCGCGUGCGCGUGGCAGAUGAGGGCAGCUUUACCUGCUUCGUGAGCAUCCGGGACUUUGGCAGUGCUGCGGUCAGCCUGCAGGUGGCAGCCCCCUACUCGAAGCCCAGUAUGACCCUGGAGCCCAACAAGGACCUGCGGCCUGGAGACACGGUGACCAUCACGUGCUCCAGCUACCGGGGCUACCCUGAGGCCGAGGUGUUCUGGCAGGAUGGGCAGGGCGCGCCCUUGACCCACAACGUGACCACGUCGCAGAUGGCCAAUGAGCAGGGCCUGUUCGAUGUGCGCAGCGUGCUGAGGGUGGUGCUGAGCGCCAAUGGCACCUACAGCUGCCUGGUGCGCAACCCUGUGCUGCAGCAGGACGCCCACGGCUCCGUCACCAUCACAGGGCAGCCCAUGACAUUCCCCCCUGAGGCCCUGUGGGUGACCGUGGGGCUCUCCGUCUGUCUCGUGGCACUGCUGGUGGCCCUGGCCUUUGUGUGCUGGAAGAAGAUCAAACAGAGCUGCGAGGAGGAGAGUGCAGGGGCCGAGGACCAGGAUGGGGGUGGAGAAAGAUCCAAGACAGCCCUGCAGCCUCUGAAACACUCUGAAAACAAAGAAGAUGCAGACGAUGGACAAGAAAUAGCCUGACCAUGAGGACCAGGGAGCUGCUGCCCUGCUUGGGGCCCGCACCUCCGGCUGUACUGGGCCCUCUGUGUGAGCCUGGGGCUAGGGCUUCCCUGCCCCCACUCUGGCCAGUCUACUCAUUCUCCAAAGGACACGAUACAUAGACUGACCCCUAUCCCCACCACCUUCUUCCUCCAAUGGACAUGAUUCCCAAGUCACCCUGCUGCCUUAUUUUUCUGGCGACACAAUACAUAAACCAUUCUGCUGCCUUAUUUCUCGUGGACGCAACUACAGAAUACCCUACCACCUUAUUUCUCCAGUGGUUAUGCUACCUGGACCAUCUGGCUACCUUUUUCUCCAAAGGAUGUAAUAUUCAGACCGUUCCUUUGCUUUAUUUCUCCAAGGACAUGAUACAAGUCACCCCCUGCCUGGUUUCUCCAAUGGCCCUGAUACACUAGUUAUCAUUUGUUAGCCUUCUAGUCCUGAUGUCCCCCAUAAUAAUCUCUAUUCCCGUCUCUCAGACAAGGACCCUGCAACCUCAGCAGCUCUUCGAGUCUAGAGGCUGUCUCCUCCUGCCUCCUCCUUCGCUGGCCCCAGUGUUGGGCUUUUUCCUUCCCCCCUGAGUCAAGACAGGGCCCACAGAGCCACCUACAGGUGUGCAGAGACACACAGGUGCACGUGCUGGAACACGGAUGCCCCUCCUCACCCUGUCUCCUUUGUGGUGCCCUGGGCUGUGCCCUCUGAGCAUCCUCCUCUCUGCCCAGCCCUCCCCAAUGAAGCAUGUGCUGGUCACACUGGCUGUCUGGAUGUGCGCCAUGGGCCUCCCCCUGUAGGGACCCAGCUUCUGUCCCUCUUCCUUUCCUGCCUUGGAAGCCGCAAAACAACUCCUUUCAUUUAUCCAUCCAAUUACUGUUUAUGGAGCAUCCACAGGGUGUCAGCACUGUGUUAGGUGCUGGGGACCCUGAGUGAGAAGACCAGUCCCUCCCUCAAGGAUCUCGUCAUCUGGCUGGGAAACCUGCAAGGAGCCAGACAAGGAGCUGUGCGUCAGCCUGGGGGACAGUCAGAGAGGGUGGUUCACAGCGGGCGGCUUCUGCCUUGCUCCCACUGACCCUUCUUCUGUGCCCGCAGCUUCUGGAUACCUCACCCCCACCCCAUCCCUAAUCCUUACCCAGAGCAUGGGGUAGGGGCAGAAACUGGAGAGAGGGCCGUAGCCUCAUGCCACAACUGGGGACUCUGAUGGUUUCCGGUGUCUUGCCAGGUGUAAGCCUGGAAGAGCGGGCAGGUGAGCAGGUGGCCAUGGGCCCCCAGACCUGGGAUAGCAGCAGCAUAGGUGAUUCCUGGGGCCUCCCUCAUGGCUGGACUUGGGGGCGGGGCCAGGAGGGCUGCAGGACACAGACACUGCCCCCACCAACCAUGGUGCUGUUCUGGGGCUGGGGCCCCACCUGGCUUGUCUGGCCAGCAUCCAACUUCUAGUAGGCUCGAACUUCCGAUGUUCUGAUAUCUUCCUGGUGACAGCUCUCCCCCCAGGAAUGGAGUACGUGGGGAUUUUUAAUUUAAAUGUGGGACUCUGAGGAAUUUUGUAAACUGGGAGAGUACUGGGGAAAAAUAAAUGCCUUUGUAAAGAG